This is a messenger RNA of Botrytis sinoallii, 312 nucleotides long. RefSeq lists its product as uncharacterized. NCBI's taxonomy places the organism in Eukaryota, Fungi, Ascomycota, Leotiomycetes, Helotiales, Sclerotiniaceae. Bases 1 to 312 code for a protein of 103 amino acids. The transcript has 2 exons. The record is from RefSeq and is a predicted model, not a curated record.
AUGGAUGACCAGAGGGGAAAUGAAUCCAAGUGUGGAAAGAGUGUGACAGAAUAUGCUAGAUGGUGUGCCAAGGUUGUUAGGGAAGAAGGAUGGGUUGACUUCUCUGAAGGUAGCGUAGAGGGAGCCGAGCAAAGAGGAAAUGGAAGAGCCAUUGAUCUUAUGGUUUCUGGAGAGAUGUUCAGGGCGGAUAGAAUUUUGGAUAGGAGUGAAGAGUCUAUGACCUUUGCAAAUGAAAGUGAGGACUUAGACCUACUCCAAGCUACAGAUGCAUUGGCAAAAACUUGUGCGCGGCAGCUUCAUCUUCUAAUCUAG